AUGUCCGCAAUCAAUUCCAAAGAUGUUCCUACCGUGCCCUCCACUGUCUCAGAGCAUACUUCUCUCGACGAGAAGCCACUGACGUUACAAACUCAAGAUGUCGAGAAGCCCAGUGCUGGGAACCCUGAUGAUCCUGCUCCGGAUGGAGGUUUGCAGGCAUGGCUGGUGGUACUGGGCUCGUGGUGCGCAUUAUUUUGCACAUUCGGAUGGAUCAACAUCAUCGGAACAUUCCAGAGCUACUAUGAGGAAUCCCUUUUGAAGCAGUAUUCUGCCAGUACGAUCGCAUGGAUUCCAUCGCUCCAGAUCUUCUUCAUGUUUGCCAUGGGCCCUAUCGUUGGUCGAUUGUACGACAACUUCGGCCCCCGCUGGCUCCUCCUUGGUGGCUCUUUUCUGCAUGUCUUCGGCCUCAUGAUGGCCUCAAUCUCGAAAGAAUACUACCAAGUCCUCCUAUCCCAAGGUGUAUGCAGUGCAAUGGGGGUCUGCGCAAUUUUUCAGCCAUCAAUGAACGUCCUACCAAGCUGGUUUGACAAGAAACGUGGCGCCGCCUAUGGAAUCGUCUCAACGGGAUCGAGUUUGGGCGGCGUGAUCUUUCCAAUCAUGGUCAGUCGCCUAAUCAACGAAGUCGGCUACGGCUGGGCCAUGCGCGCUGCCGCAUUCCUGAUUCUUGCUCUGUUGUCCAUCGCUGUUCUCACGGUGCGAUCCCGCGUCCCUCCUAGAAAGCAGAACAUGGAUAAAGCGAGCCUUGUUCGGCCUUUCACAGAAAUCAAAAUGGUUCUGGUUGUUCUCGGGUUCAUGCUCCUGACUUUUGGAGUUUUCAUUCCUAUCGAUUAUUUGGUUGUGCAAGCUAUGCACGCUGGUAUGGCUUACAGUCUCGCGCAGUACUUGGUUCCCAUGUUGAACGCAGCGAGUCUCUUCGGUCGUAUAACGGCUGGUAUGCUCUCUGACAAAGUCGGUCCCUAUAACAUCUUCGUUACUGUCUGCAUUUUCGCCGGCAUCCUGGUUCUCGGUCUCUGGAUCCCUGCUACUGGCAACGCAGCCAUCAUCGUCUUUGCCUGUCUCUUUGGCUUUGCGUCGGGGGCAUAUGUCUCACUCGCUGCUGCUUUGGUGGUCAAGAUAUCACCAUUCCCUGAGAUCGGUUACCGCACCGGUUUGUUGUUCCUGUUCUCAUCCAUCGGCGGGCUGACGACCAAUCCAAUUGCCGGCGCCAUCUUGGCUCAUGAUAAUGGCUCCUACACGGGCAUGAAAGUAUUUGCUGGAGUUCUGUUGCUUGUGGGUAGCACUUCAGUGAUGGCGACUCGGCUCUACGGGACUGGGCUCAUUUUCAAGGCCAAAUUCUGA
Messenger RNA from Penicillium atrosanguineum, 1338 nucleotides. RefSeq names its product MCT family MFS transporter. Gene Ontology annotation, molecular function: transmembrane transporter activity. Gene Ontology annotation, cellular component: fungal-type vacuole membrane. Gene Ontology annotation, biological process: transmembrane transport. The transcript has 4 exons. The coding region runs from base 1 to 1338 and encodes 445 amino acids. NCBI's taxonomy places the organism in Eukaryota, Fungi, Ascomycota, Eurotiomycetes, Eurotiales, Aspergillaceae. The record is from RefSeq and is a predicted model, not a curated record.